AUGGUUUGUUUGUAAACUAGAAUGUUCUUAAUUCGUAUUGACAAUCAGUAGGUGUUGCCCCCCACCGGUUAGCUUUUUACCCUCUAAAAAUAGUAACCAUUCCAACCCAACAUCAUGGAACGACAUCUAACGGUGACCAAACCUAGCCGGAGCGACGAGGUUUUGGACGAACAUCAGCAGCUCCAAAUCACCAACCAAGUCAAAGCCCUGUUCGAUGCUCAAGCACCUAAAAGACUCGCCAAACCUAACCGUAGUGAACCUGAUUCAGUCUCGCCGACAACCCUUUUAGAAGAUUUCCCUAUUCCAGAACUUGACAAUCUCCGAUCUCUUCAGACUCAAGGUGGUAGUAUCUUUUCUGAAAAUAGUAAUUGCUCGGAACAAGAAGAGUUUGUGGAAACACGGUACUACAAUGAGUUGGUUUCCAUUGACAAACAGCAUCACACGACUGGAAGUGGGUUCAUAAAGAUGGUCAAUCAAACGGAUGGUAACAUUUACAAUCUUCAAUUGAAUGGUGGUCAUGAGAAUGGCAGAGCCAGAGAGUUCAACACUAAUCCAGCGAGAAACGACUGGAUUCCCAGCAGUGAAGAUUAUCAGGCUUAUUAUUCAGGUUGGAUUCACGUCCUCAAAACCCAACCGGAGUGAAAGUGAUUAGAACAGAAGUCAAGAAUCAACCAGAUGCUGAAGUUGGUCUCUCCUAUUUUCCUGAAUUUGCUAAUCUUGAAUGAUUGGAGAGAGAAAUGAGAGAGGAUACCACGUCCUUAGGUUGAUGUGCCACUGUAUACUGGUUUGUAUCUGAAUAGUAAUGUAGUAUAUAAUUUCUAGUAGGGACGAUGCCAAGGCUGUUUUCGUGAUUGGCUAAUAAAAAGUUGUAAGCAAACUCUGCUCAUGGUAGAAACUGAUCUCACUGGCCUCUGCUCUUAAUCCUCAAGGAUCUGAAUGGUCCGGUCGGACUGCCCAUCAGUGUGUGUGAAAUGCACUACUAACUACUAAGCUCCACAUGCAUGCCAACUAUCGUGUUGAUUAACAUUGGACAUCGAUAAUUUCCUUUUGUUAAGCUGAGCGACUGGUUUUGCCUUCUUUUCUUUGGGUUUUAUUUAUCAAUCAAUCAACUAUAAA
Molecule: messenger RNA, 1116 nt
Organism: Nicotiana tabacum (common tobacco)
Lineage: Eukaryota; Viridiplantae; Streptophyta; Magnoliopsida; Solanales; Solanaceae
Source: RefSeq, a predicted model, not a curated record